AUGGCCAACGCCACGAACGUCACCAAGACGAACUCCACCGGCACUCCUUCCAAUGGGUUGUAUCCGCCCCCGAUGGUGGCGAACAACACCAACACGACGGACUUUGCUGACGGCUACGUCUGGUGCUGGCUGAACACUACGACGCCCCCGGUGAACUGGACCGAGCCCCCGCCCCCGGCUCCCCCCGGUGGUUGGCGCUCCCCGAAGCCGUCGCCGCCGCCCGCGAGGCCCUCGCCGCCGCCGCCGCCGUACUCCGCCCCGAGCCCGCCGCCGCCGCCGCCGCUCCCGCCCGAUCUCACGUUAAACCUCUCCUAUCCGCCCGCGCCCGCGAUGCGCCAGUGGCAGAUCCUGGUCCCGUGCAAUCACACGGCGCCGGCUCCCCCCGGUCCGGACCCGUUAUUGCUGGGUUUCAUCGACCUGUACGACCCGCUGACCGUCUUCGCGUUCGUCUUCACCGUGUGUUCCGUGCUGUUCUACUACCUCAGGCGCUGGCAACUGAGGGAGGAGGCGAAGCGCGCGGAGCGGGUCCCCACGCUCGACGACGAGAUCAAGCGAUCGGCAAACCUCCGACACAUCAAGUCGAUGUUCGAGGAGGUGGACAUAGAGGAGGAGGAGACGGAAGAGGAGGAGCUGGACGAGUGGGGGCGAGUUAAAAAGAAGAAGAAGGAGCCGUGGUGGAAGCGGAUCAAGCUGGACUGGUCUUGGGAGGACGUGGGAGCCGUCAUUGGCAAGGUGUACAGAAGGGUGAAAAAGUUUCUGUUCACCGCCACUUUCGGCGCACCAGUGUCUGAAACAUCGGUCAGCAUCACGGAGUUCAUUCACAUCUUCCAGAUCGACGUGCGAAGCGAGUGGGCGCAGAGGUUCAUCGCGCUGCUAGACGCGGACGGCAACGGGACGAUGGAGUUUCAGGAGUUUGUCGUCGGCGUGGGAACGCUGAGCACAAAGGAGAAAAACAGCGGCGCCACCGACUUUGGCUCCUUCUGCUUCAAGCUCCUAGACCUGGACAACCGGGGCAAGCUCCCGAGGGAGGAGCUGCUCGCGACGGUGUGGCGCUACGUCCGGUACAGAGAGUGCCGCGCGAACGACAAGGCGGCGGAGAUCAAGGCCAAGACCGACUACAAGGAUAGGUACAUAUCGCCGGAUAUCGAGGCGGCGCUGAACAAUCACAGGCGAGUGGUCCGAGACUACCGCGCCAAGAUGUACCUCGGCAGGGACCAGAACUGGGACAAGCUGGGCAAGUUUAACCGCAGCGACGGCGCGGAGGAGGUGCAACAGUGGGCGGAGGACGCCGCGAGGGAGGCGGAGGUCCGGGACCCGCGGAAGGUCAAGGAGACGAGGGAGGAGCACGACAGGCGGAGGCGCAUGGCAGACGUUCGUAAAAAAAUGCGAGACGCCGCCGCCGCGCUGCGCGUUGAGUACCCCAAGGAAAUCACGCCCAGGGACUUCCAGAAGUUUCUCGACGAUUUCCCCGAUACCUUCAAGCCCGCGAUGGAGAUAUACAAGAAGCUGAGGCCCUACGCCAGGGCGUGCGCGCGGUGCGUGGAGCGGGUCCCGAACCUCCGCCUGGACGAGAUGAAGGCUCACGAGGCGGCGCAGGUGUGGCGAGCGGGCCAGAAGGUGACGUGGUUCUGGGACGAGGACGAGGAGCACAGGCACAGGCCCACGCGUCAACGCGAGGACCGGGAUCCGAAGCUUCUGGAGGAGAUCGCGACGAUGGCCGCGCGCAGGGCGCUGACGGAACGCGCCCGACGGAGCGACGGGGCGACUCGAAUCGGCGAACACGACGAAGCAGCCGCCGAGUCAAUCGACGAUCAAUCAGCCGCGAUUUCCACGACGCGCGACGGGGGGAUCCGCAAGGACCGCGGGCCCCCGAGCGUACGGGUGCAGGGCCGAGGCCACGCGCUGGCGAGGACCGCGGAGAUGCGGGUGAACGCGCUGAUCGACGCGCCCCCGUCGGAAGCCGCGGGGGAUUUGGCGUACCUGACGACUCGCGCGAGGAUCCUCGCGCUGAACAUGCUCCCGCUCGAGCCGUGCGCCCGGAUCGUGCACGCGAUGGAUCCCCGGCGAAGGGCGGAGGUCAUCGACGCCGUGGACCCGCGCGUCGGGGAGAUGGUGACCCAGCUGCUCAUCGACCGCGGCGAGGCGGUCACCGGCGAGGGCGCGACCCCGCGCCGAGACCGCGCCGACGACGGGGGUCAAAAAGUCAACGCCAAGGCUCAGCGGGCGAUGUGGGAGGAACGGCGUGGGCGCGGCGGGGUUUUGGGUCUGGAGUACGGCCUGGACGUGUACUCGACGCAGUUCGGGGACGGCGGAGGAGGCGGCGGAGGCGGGGGUGUUUUGCCCGGGCAGCUCGCGUCGCCGGCUGGUAUCGAAGCUGAGGAACCCUCGAGUUUCGUCGCGCAGCGAGCCGAGGAGCUUCGCCUGGCCUUCAACGCCAACGGCGACGCGAUGUACGUGUACGGCGGGGAUGAUUCGGGUUUUCAGCCGUUCGAGGAGAUGGCGAAGGGGGAGGAAACGGCGGUGAGGGAGGAUCGGGGCGACGCGUGGGACGAGGCGAACACCGAGGGAGGUCGCGGCGACGCGUACAGGAUAGACAUAGCGGAUCGUUGA
Molecule: messenger RNA, 2610 nt
Organism: Micromonas commoda
Lineage: Eukaryota; Viridiplantae; Chlorophyta; Mamiellophyceae; Mamiellales; Mamiellaceae
Exons: 2
Coding region: 1-2610 (869 amino acids)
Molecular function (GO): calcium ion binding
Source: RefSeq, a predicted model, not a curated record